Messenger RNA from Benincasa hispida (wax gourd), 644 nucleotides. Its product is annotated as Gibberellin-regulated family protein. The record is from RefSeq and is a predicted model, not a curated record. NCBI's taxonomy places the organism in Eukaryota, Viridiplantae, Streptophyta, Magnoliopsida, Cucurbitales, Cucurbitaceae.
UCUAUAUAUACACAUAUAAUGAACACUCUCAAUGAAUCAUCAAUACAAUCUCUCUCUCUCACUCUCUUUUCUCUUAUCUCUUGUGCAGCUAUAUUAUAUUGUAGUUUUGCAAUGGCAAGGAAGCAAGUAAUGGUGAUGUUGUUUCUAGUAAUGUUGCUCAAUUGUGUUCUCUUAGUACACAAUCAUGCUAUCAGUGAGGCUCCAACACCACAGCCCCAAAGCAGUGGGAAUUAUUCUUCCAGUCCCAUGCAUGGAGUCACUGAAGGCAGCCUUCAACCUCAAGAAUGUGGACCUCGAUGCACAGAAAGAUGCUUAAAGACAGCAUUCAAGAAGCCAUGCAUGUUCUUUUGUCAAAAGUGCUGUGCCAAAUGCUUAUGUGUGCCUUAUGGGACUUAUGGCAACAAGCAAACUUGUCCUUGCUACAAUGAAUGGAAGACUAAAAGAGGAGGCCCCAAAUGCCCUUAGAAUUUUACACCCCCCCCUAUUUUUUUUUUUUCAAAGAUAUUGUAAUUAAAAUGUAGUGGAGAAAUCGAACCUCUAACCUCGAGAUCGAUAGUACGAGCACUAUGUCAAUUGAGCUACGUUCACAUUGACCCUCUCUCUUAAUUAUGCCAACAAAGAACAAACCAUUAUUACUUUUCAAU